CUCUCCUGGCCCGCUCUUCAGCGGAGACACGAUUCGCCUUUGGGGACGACGCUUGGAGAUGAAUAAUAGCUCUCGGUCUGGUCUGUGGAUUCGAGGCUAGCAGGCCCGUACGGCGCCAUGCCUGAGGACACGGAGCCUGAGGUGCUCGCCGCCCGACCAGACUUAGGAUUCACGGUCCUACACCAAAAGGUCCAGCUCGAGAUAGACUUUGCGUCGAGGCUGAUCAAGGGGAAAUCUGAGCUCACUAUUCAGCCUACCGUUAAAGACCUCCGGACGAUACGACUGGACUGCCGACAACUGAAGACCACCCAGGUCACCGUUGAAGGCAGAACUGCUCCCUCGACCUACAGCGAUCUGUAUCAACGCCUCCACCUUUACAUGACGACGGGGAUAUACCAGCAUCACUUUCCCAAGUUACGGAUCGACGCGCAUAAAAAUGGGAAGGAGAACGAACUCGUGAUCACUCUACCGAAGGGUGUGAACGUUAAGACCUCACAAACGGAUACCCGCGAUGGCCCCGUGGAUACUGGAAUGGUGACACGCAAUAGCGCCUUUGCAGAUGUGGCCUUAGAGAACUCCUCAGCUGAGCCUUCUGGAUUUGAUAACCUGCAGGUGGUAGUUGAGUACUACAUCGAUGAAUUUAGAGACGGGCUAGCAUUUGUUGGAGUUCAGAAUGGGGACGGCAAAUACCCCCAUCUUUUCACUCGGAACUCUCCUUAUUCGGGCAUCGCUUCUUGCUUGUUCCCGUGCUUGGACGACUCCUUGACGAGAUGUACCUGGGACUUCUCCAUUCGCUGCCCUCGCACUCUAGGAGACGCUUUGCGCAAACCUCGUGCCCUUACGAAUGGCCUUGCCAACCAUGAUGAUAUUAGCAAAACCAACGGCACUGGACUGCCUAAUAGAGUUCACAAGGUUGAUAGUGUCAUGGGCUCCGAUGACGAUGACUUUAUGGGCCUUGACGAAGAGGAAAAGUUGCUCGAGAUGGCUGUGAUCUGCUCGGGCGAUAUGACAGAUGAGAUCGUCGACGUACAAAGAUCAAGCUGGAAGACUGUCUCCUUUAACUGCGAGACCCCAGUUUUACCUCAGCACAUUGCUUUCGCAGUAGGACCCUUCGAGCAUGUUGAUCUGUCCGAAUUUCGAGACAGUGACGUGGAUGAGAGGCUGGGAUCUAACGCUUCUAGAAUACAUGCCUUCUGCCUCCCAGGUCGAGCUGAGGAAGUGCUAAACAGCGCUGAGAUGCUUGCACAGGCCGCAGACUUCUUCACUGAGAAGUUCCUGGCUUAUCCCUUCACAAGUUACAAGGUGUGUUUUGUCGACGACUUGGCAACCGAUGUCACGAUUUCAGCUUCGAUGUCAAUCUGCAGCACUCGACUUCUCUACCCGAAGGAGGAACUAGAUCCGAUCAACUAUGUCACGCGCAUGUUGGUGUACGCUCUCGCCAGUCAAUGGAUUGGCGUCUACGUCAUCCCACAGACCGCUAACGAUUGGUGGAUCAUUGUUGGCGGAGCCUGGUUCAUAACUGAUCUAUACUUGAGGGAGCUUUUUGGGAAGAACGAUUACAAAUACCGUCUAAAACUUAUGGCGGACAAGAUCGUGGCAACGGACGUAAAGCGACCUUCUAUUCAGGAUCUCGGACCUUACCUUGCUCUGGACCCCGGUGAAAUGGAAUUCAUGGAACUUAAAGCCCCGUUGGUUCUGUCGAUUCUUCAUCAACGGCUCGUUAAGCAGAGUGGAAAGAACGGUGUUGAUCGCUGCUUUUGGCGGAUGCUUCUGAAUGCCAAGGCCUCCAAUUUACCCAACUCUGCAAUAUCUACCGAAGAGUUUUAUCGCAUAUGCGAGAAAGUUGGUCACCAGCGACUGGACAAGUUCUUCACACAAUGGGUAGAGGGUGGCGGGUGUCCCUCGUUUCACUGCACUGCCAAGUUUAACAAGAAGAAGAUGCUCAUCGAAAUGCAAAUUGACCAAAUUCAAGGCACUUCGUUGGGUAACUUUGGCGACGACCAGCUUGUUUUAAACUCCUCAAACUUCAUGAGAGAGGUCAAGGAAGACAAGCAUCACGUUUACGCAGCAACAACGCAACAUCAUUUCACUGGGCCCAUGACCAUUCGUAUUCACGAGGCCGAUGGAACGCCAUAUGAGCAUAUUGUCGACAUCCAGUCGCGGAAAACCAAAGUGGAUAUUCCAUACAAUACCAAGUACAAGCGCCUAAAGCGAAGUCGCCGGCAGAAAGAGCGAGCUGCAGCUGCACAAGGAAUCGACAUCACUGGAGAUGCGCAGGAUGACGUCCUCCUGUAUUGCCUGGGCGAUGUUCUCCAGAGCGGAGAGGAGGUUCGUGAGUGGAAGCUCUACGAUUGGUCAAAGGACGAGGAAGAUAAAAUGAAUCAAGAGUCUUACGAAUGGUACCGGAUUGAUGCCGAUUUCGAAUGGAUAUGCAAGAGCUCCGUCAACAUGCCUUCGUACAUGUACGUCUCACAGUUGCAGCAGGACAAGGAUAUUGUCGCUCAGCUUGAAUCUAUCCAAUGGCUUUCCUCGAAACCCGGUCAUGAGCUACUGUCGAGCAUUCUGGUGCGGACGUUGAUGGAUGGACGAUAUUUCCACGGUAUCCGCACAAUUGCAGCGGACGCGCUGGCAAAUUGUGCGAGAGCAGAGAUUCAUUGGAUCGGCUUGGAUCAUCUUGAGAAGGCCUUCAAGGUGUUGUUCUGUAGACCUGGGACUAACAUCACACGCCCGAACGACUUCUCCGAUCGUAGCUUAUAUCUCAUCCGAUGUGCGAUCCCGAAAGCAAUUGCGAGGAUACGCGACACUAAUGGGAAAGCGACGAUGCGAGUGAAAACAUUCAUUUCCGACCUUUUGAAGUACAAUGAUAACGGGGACAAUCCGUUCUCCGACAGUCACUAUGUCGCUACUUUGAUGUCGUGUCUGACCCAGACGCUGACAACUGCGACCCAAAGCAGCUGGGUUGACGAUGACGAUGAUAUCGACAACACGGAUGAGAUCGUAUUUCAGCAGACCGCCCUUUCCGAGCUUGGCCGUCUGCAACGCAGCGACGAGUGGAUAUCGUCGUUCCAAAACGUCAUCACAACUACCGCUCUCGAAUGCUCUCUCACGCUGAUGCAGAAUAGAGUCAUUCCGCGCAAACCCUUGGAAUUCAUGAAGUACACCAAGUUAGGGAAUGCCGACAACGUGCGCUUGAAGGCGUGGAAUUGUCUCGUAGAGUUGGGUAUGAUCAAGCAACCGGCGGUCUUGACUUUCAUGAUCUACAGCUUGCAAUCAGACCCAUCCCCUUACUUCAGGGAGCGACUUCUCCGUAUCUUCGGUUACGCACUCGGCCAAAUAGCUUUGGGAGAAUUGAAGGAUGACACGCAGGCUGAUCAGAGCAAUGACAUCCUCCAGAUCGAUCAAGACGAUGGUCCGACUGAACGCCAAGCCGAUCUUGCACGAAAGACGAGUGUAAACGGGGCUCUUGCAGCGUUGAGCAAGGAGAUAUCCGAGGAUAAGACCUUGAAGAAAGCGUUAGAAGAAGCACUUCGAUCUCACACUACAAGCCUCAGAGAUAUGGAGGAGCUUUUGGAGAUCUGCGGCCUUCUGUACGAGCCUGAGGACUCGCUUACCAUCGCCCUGCGAUACCCUCGUUAUUGGAAGACUCAGCAUAGGGGACGGGGCGUGAUGAAGUUCUCUCAGACAGAGAGGAUUCGUAGCAAGCCGAUGCCGAAGCCAGCUUGGGCGAAGUCUACUCCUAAAUCUGCCGGCCCUAGGCCUGCCAUGCCGAAGCGCACCCUGACACUGACAAUGGGGAACAAAGCUGCCAUCGCGGCCCAUGUUCAAGCGCAAGCUGUUGAGACACAGCCACCUCUUCCAAAAAUACAUCUCGUCACCAAUGGCAAUUCUGCACCAGCGGCCGAGCCUCCAGUGACGCCUCAAACCCUCGACGUCCGGCCCCCCAUCCAUCGAUCGGCGUCUUCCUCUCAAACCUUGCCAUCUCAGGCCUCCACUGCCAUCUCACCUCCACCAGCACCGCCAGCGCCGGCUGCUCCUCUAAAGAAGAUCAGGGCCCCUAAGUCCCGUAUCGUCAAGUUCAAGGUACCACAACAGCAGGUGGCGACUAUAAUCUCACAGACACCGCGACCGGCCUCUUCGAAGCUCGCUCGCACCACCGCCGCAGCACCCUCUGCCGCUGCACACUCCAUGCAUGUGCUACCCGGGGCGGUGCAACAUGACCACGCCUAUAUCAAGCGCCAAUCUCCAUCCCUAGCUGCAGCUGCGUCGCUGCUCUCGCCGGCUGCAAGCGGAAAUGGCUCUGGUAGAAAGCGAAGCAGUGAGGACACGGAGAACGAUCAGCGGCCGCUCAAGCGCCAAGCGAGCACGGAGUCUGUAGCGGCUGUUGCGAAAGCGACCUCACGGCCUUCGCUCAAGAUCAAGCUCAAGGUGCACUGGCCUCCAGCUUCAGCGCCUUCAGCACCGCCGGCCCCGUAGUGAAUUUCUACGCGGGAGGUCGGAACAUUUCAACCUAUCGAACGAGAUUUUCUGGCGCAUUAGCCAGCACGGAGCAUUGGUUCUUUGCUCCACUUUUCAUGUACAAUCACAAAAUUUCCCUUUUUUCGUUUCUCUUUUUCUUCUCACCUGUUGUUUUCUUGCUUUACUUUGCGCAACGAAAGACCCGAAUUACUCUACUUCGGGCUUCAAAAGAUCGAAAGACCGAUCAAUUUUCCUGCUUUUAUCCUUUUGCAUGCCUCGAGGUAGGCAUAUUUUUGAAGAGGCAUUCACUCUUGCUGCAUUGAGCGAUGGCGUUGGCUGUUUUUAGUACCCUUGUGGGUCGGGCGGUAAUCAUGGUGCUUUCCGGUGGCGGUCUUCGGGUUGGGAAUCCGGCGUUUCUUGUGCUACACGAUAUCCGAUUGUGAGACCCUCGGGUGGAUUGGGAGGGGCUGAGGUAGUGAGAAGAAUGAGAUUGAUAAUUUAUGAG
Mytilinidion resinicola is the source of this 4960-nucleotide messenger RNA. RefSeq lists its product as uncharacterized. Gene Ontology annotation, molecular function: chromatin binding; RNA polymerase II general transcription initiation factor activity; transcription cis-regulatory region binding. The transcript has 2 exons. The record is from RefSeq and is a predicted model, not a curated record. Gene Ontology annotation, cellular component: transcription factor TFIID complex. Gene Ontology annotation, biological process: transcription initiation at RNA polymerase II promoter. Bases 118 to 4473 code for a protein of 1451 amino acids. NCBI's taxonomy places the organism in Eukaryota, Fungi, Ascomycota, Dothideomycetes, Mytilinidiales, Mytilinidiaceae.